Messenger RNA from Rhipicephalus sanguineus (brown dog tick), 669 nucleotides. RefSeq lists its product as uncharacterized. The record is from RefSeq and is a predicted model, not a curated record. The transcript has 2 exons. The coding region runs from base 1 to 669 and encodes 222 amino acids. NCBI's taxonomy places the organism in Eukaryota, Metazoa, Arthropoda, Arachnida, Ixodida, Ixodidae.
AUGUUCCAGCCUGCUGAAGCCUGGCAGCCACAGUUCGACCCGCCUCUGCCACCGUUCCGGACAUACAACCUCGAGUCCUGGUUUGAGGAGUUCGCGGCGGCGUUGGAGCUUAACGGCAUCUGGCUGCAAGCAUUCAUGUUUGAGGUACUAGAGUACCACCUUCCGCGUGAUCUCAAAUGCAGCCUCACCUACUUCGCAUGGCACCCUCGCCCUUACGAUGAUCUGCGGGACGCCGUGCUCGAGUUUUACGAAGAGCCGUCGGCACCCGCGACGGCAGAAGAGCCGUCGGCACCCGCGACGGCAGAAGAGCCGUCGGCACCCGCGACGGCAGAAGAGCCGUCGGCACCCGCGACGGCAGAAGAGCCGUCGGCACCCGCGACGGCAGAAGAGCCGUCGGCACCCGCGACGCCAUACGAGCCCUCGGCACCCGCGACGGCAUACGAGCCAUCGGCACCCGCGACGGCAUACGAGCCAUCGGCACCCGCGACGGCAUACGAGCCAUCGGCACCCGCGACGGCUGACGAGCCCUCGGCAGCAAACGAUCCCACACCAUGGCCAGUCGGAACUGUUUCCCAGCCGAUAACAACCGGCUACACAUGUGACGGAGACCACCCUCCCGCGCCAAUCAGCUGUGAUGCGUCCAACGCACGAUUGUUGGCGUUGCGUUGA